Formica exsecta is the source of this 897-nucleotide messenger RNA. RefSeq names its product cytochrome b5-like. Gene Ontology annotation, cellular component: intracellular membrane-bounded organelle; membrane. The record is from RefSeq and is a predicted model, not a curated record. Gene Ontology annotation, molecular function: heme binding. The transcript has 4 exons. Lineage: Eukaryota; Metazoa; Arthropoda; Insecta; Hymenoptera; Formicidae. The coding region runs from base 32 to 406 and encodes 124 amino acids.
UCUUUUUCUCGCGAGACUCCGGCGUCGAAGGAUGUCCAAUUCGGCGAUUCGGUACUCGCUCGCGGAGGUCGCGAAGUGCGAUGGUAAAAACGGGUCCAGAACUUGGAUUGUGAUUUAUGAUAACGUUUACGAUGUGACGGAUUACAUGUCCCAGCAUCCUGGUGGUCCAGAAUUAAUUGAGGAAUAUGCGGGAAAGGACGCAACAAAUGGAUUCGAUGAUUUUGGUCAUUCCUCAGACGCGAAAAAGAUGCUUAAAGAAUAUUUAGUUGGCGAACUUGAAGAUGAAGAUAAAAGAGCCAAUAAAAAGAAAAAGCAUGCUGUUCCUAACGGAAUAAAAGUCGAACGUACGGAUAAACAGAGACGAAGAACCUUUUUAGCAAUACUAUGCGGCAAAUGUACAUCUUGAAGAACGUAUUGUCUAGAGAGAGAGAGAGAGAUUUAAGAUAUAUUAUUUUAUUUAUGAAAUCACUAUCAUUACAUUUGCAGUACCUAUAUAUGAUAUUGCACGUGACGACGCGCGCGUAAUUCCGAUAAGAAUCAUUAAUUAAAUCGCAGUAUUAAAUACGAUCCUCUUAUCGCAUACGUGACAUUGGAGAUUCUUAAGAACAAACAAGGAAAACCAAUAAUUAUGUCUGCGAAUACUAAUGAGUCAUGCGUCAAUUGCUUAUCGCGUUCACAGACCUAUAACAAGCAAGUUUUGCGGAAUUUCCAAUUUUUAAUUCGUGAAGUUAAACUUUUAAUUUAUAAACAAUAUAUAUAAUUAUUGUAAUGUGUACAUACACAUAGUUGAUAACAUAUUAUUGAUGCAUUUAUAAAAUAAAUAGGAUUAAUGUUGCGAAUUAUGAUAGAUUGUACAAUGUACCUGAAUGAAAUGAUAUGCGUGAAAUAACAUAUACC